This is a messenger RNA of Pelecanus crispus (Dalmatian pelican), 687 nucleotides long. NCBI's taxonomy places the organism in Eukaryota, Metazoa, Chordata, Aves, Pelecaniformes, Pelecanidae. The record is from RefSeq and is a predicted model, not a curated record.
AUGGCUUGUGUAGACUAUCUUCGGAAAAAUAGGGAGAAAUUUGAAGCAUUCAUAGAGGGGCCAUUUGAAGAGUAUUUAAAAUGUUUGGAAAAUCCGCAGGAAUGGGUUGGACAAGUAGAAAUAAGUGCCCUUUCUCUUAUGUACAAGAAAGAUUUCAUAAUAUACCGGGAACCAAAUGCUUCUCCUUCACAUGUAACUGAAAAUGGCUUUUCUGAUAAGGUAUUGCUAUGCUUCUCAAAUGGAAACCACUAUGAUAUUGUUUAUCCCAUAGAGUAUUCGGAAACGGCUGCUCUGUGCCAGUCUCUGCUGUAUGAGUUGCUGUAUGAGAAAGUAUUUGAUACGGAUGUAAAGAAAAUCAUAGCAGAACUUAGUGCAGUUGGUGUGACAGAGGAAAGUAAUGGUAGCAGUGAAGUAUCUGCUUCAGAUUCAGAAGAUGACAACUACAGAAGUAAAGCUACAACAGUUAGUGAUAUGAAUGGAUUGAAGUCUCUUUCUGGCAACAAGCACCUUAAGAGCAAUGGGAAUCCUACCUUGUUGGACUUACCUAAAAAAGUUCUUAAAUCACUCAAUCCAUCAGUUUACAGAAAUGUUGAAUAUGAUGUUUGGCUCCAAUCCAAAUGGGAUCAGCAAAAACAAGAUUUCUCUAUUGCUGCUGGCAUGCAAUACUCGGUUGGAGAUAAAUGUAAA